CGUUGCCUUUUCUUUCAUCUUUACUGCCAUCACGAUAUGUCCGACUCAGCGCCAGCAAGCACACUACCCUACCCGCCCGUCCACAAGGACAAAAAAUUCGUUAUUCUAUCCGAUUGGGAUGGCACGAUAACGACGUGCGACUCGAAUGAUUAUAUGACCGAUAACCUUGGGUACGGCAAGGAGAGAAGGAGACAAGGGAAUUUGGACAUUCUCACAGAGAAGGCUACGUUCAGGGAUGCCUUUCGGGAGAUGCUAGCCAGCGUCGUUGCUAACGGACAUUCAUUUGAAGAGUGUAAGGAUGUUUUGCGCAAGAAUAUACAACUCGAUUCCGGAUUCAAGGACUUCUAUGCUUGGUGUAAAGCCAACGACAUCCCAGUCAUUAUUGUCUCCAGCGGUAUGACCCCAACUAUUCGUGCCGUGCUUUCGAAUCUCCUUGGGGAAGAGGCAGCAAAUGAAAUAGAGAUCAUAUCUAACGAUGUGGACCUCCACGAGGACGGAACGUGGUCCAUUAAAUUUAGACAUCCUACUAGUGGAUUUGGACACGACAAGUCCUGGGCGAUUCUUCCUUACCGCGAUCUUCCAGAUCCUCCAACGCUGUUUUUCUUCGGCGACGGAGUAUCGGACAUGUCCGCUGCUAAGCAUGCGGAUGUUCUGUUCGUAAAGACGAAAGAUCAAGGAGACAAUGACUUGGCGGCGUACUGUACCCGCGAAGGGAUUAAGCAUAUCCUCUUUGAUGAUUUCUCUAGAGCACUGCCUGUCGUGCAGUCCGUUGUUAAAGGAGACUUAACUGUAGAGCAAGCUCUUGCCAUUGGUCAGGCUUAGACGGCUUGACAUGUAGACGCGUAGUAUAGAAUCACAGCGCUGAUUGACCUUUAGAACCCUCGUUCCUACCGCUUGACCCCGUUGAAUCAGAAGAACCGGAAUCCCCCCAGUGCGAAUGCCGGGAUGCGGUGUCUGUAUUAUGGCGCGCGCCUAUUCGUGUCUCUGACCGGUAAUAUAUCAAUGUUAUCAAUAUGCCAAGUCGUCACGCAAAGCUUUAUGGACCCAAAAUUAUGCCCAACCUGCCGAUUUGAGUCCGGGAGUACGGUCUGGUGCAUUAGGGCAGAUGUCUUGUAAAAUGGCAGCAGCUAGGGUC
This is a messenger RNA of Desarmillaria tabescens, 1135 nucleotides long. RefSeq names its product HAD-like domain-containing protein. NCBI's taxonomy places the organism in Eukaryota, Fungi, Basidiomycota, Agaricomycetes, Agaricales, Physalacriaceae. The transcript is spliced from 9 exons. Gene Ontology annotation, molecular function: phosphatase activity. The record is from RefSeq and is a predicted model, not a curated record. Bases 37 to 822 code for a protein of 261 amino acids.